GUUCCUUUUCUUCUUCAUCCAGCGAUAUUAGAUUACGGAUUUCCGUCGUUCAUAUUUAUUGCGCUCCCACAUUCUUUCACUCAUACCACGACUACGACCUUCACCUUUAGCAAACUGCUCUCUGCGCUCAGACCUCCUAGCAGAAAUUCAAGUACGACUUUAUCGGGUGGUCUUGGAGUAAUUGGCUGGCUGGGCUGGCUAUGAGCAGGGUAUUUAGUCGAGUCUCUGUCAACUCACUGCGCUAGUCAUGUCUUCACCACCUCUUCCACGGGAAGAGCACAACACACCGCCGCCACCACCAAAUCCUGAAAUCAUCGUCGAGGCUGGUUCUCCGAACGAUGGCGACGUCGAUGGGUCGCCCAGGUCGUCCUCGAGCGGACUCUCCUCGGAGGAGAGCGUCCAGUACGACAAACACCGACACAAACUCUCAAAGUACCAUGACCACGAUUUCCUGAGGGGCUUAGCGGAGAACGGGAGCGAAAAUGGAAUUGAUGGGGGCAGCGGUCGCUUCAAGGUCGUUGCCGGAGACGAAGCGGCGAGUAUAGUACGAAGUUAUGCUGGGAGCACAGUUGACGUGCGAACAGCUCAGCUGCCUAAUCUGAAUCCAGUCGUGUUCGCGUUCUCUACGUAUACAGCUGGGGGUCGUAAAGUUGUUGACUAUUAUAAGACGUGGAAAGGAAUUCCCAAAGCCCACCGCAAGAAAGGCCAACGGAAGACCGACUUUUUGGAUGACGAGUUCAAGAAAGUUGUCAAGAACCUUGACAAGGAAUACAAGCGUCUGUCGACCAUCUCACCCUCUUCUUCCCCGCAAAUUGGGGUCAAUAAACCUCUCCCACACUCUCCUCUAACACGCCAAUCAUCAAUAUCUGCCAAUGUCAAACAAGCCCCCCAAUCGCCAAUACCAUCUGCAACGAAACCGUUACCGAAACCGCCAGCGCUCAAACUAGUAGAUGGGCCCCCACCUUCUGGUGGCCCUCUGACUGCGAGACCGAAUAUUCCUAUUGCAGUGUCUGACAGUGUCGUAUCCUUACCUCUCCUUGGACCAAUUACUGGCUUAACCGUCCACGACCCUUUGCCACUAAGACUCGUGAACCCGGAUCUGUACGUAUUCAGCUAUUUGGAGUCGGCGUUGAUUGUAACCCGUGUGUAUAUAACAUAGGAAAUCACCGUCUGAUUCAUCAUUCUUACUCCCGGAUCAAGCACAUCAUGCUGGUAACUUACAGCUCACUUUCUUAUCCUCCUCCUCCUCAUUGAUUCCUCAUGGUUGCAGGCAAGCACCGCAGGAGCAAGCACAGGACCGCUUCGGCCGAUUCUAGGCACUCCAGAGGCUCCAGAACGGCUUCUGACAG
Desarmillaria tabescens is the source of this 1349-nucleotide messenger RNA. RefSeq lists its product as uncharacterized. The record is from RefSeq and is a predicted model, not a curated record. Lineage: Eukaryota; Fungi; Basidiomycota; Agaricomycetes; Agaricales; Physalacriaceae. Bases 248 to 1159 code for a protein of 303 amino acids. The transcript is spliced from 10 exons.